Truncatella angustata is the source of this 3678-nucleotide messenger RNA. RefSeq lists its product as uncharacterized. NCBI's taxonomy places the organism in Eukaryota, Fungi, Ascomycota, Sordariomycetes, Amphisphaeriales, Sporocadaceae. Gene Ontology annotation, cellular component: endoplasmic reticulum membrane; cortical endoplasmic reticulum; plasma membrane. The transcript is spliced from 7 exons. The record is from RefSeq and is a predicted model, not a curated record. Gene Ontology annotation, molecular function: sterol transfer activity; sterol binding. The coding region runs from base 1 to 3678 and encodes 1225 amino acids. Gene Ontology annotation, biological process: intracellular sterol transport.
AUGGAUGACGAAGGUGGUGGACGUGGAGGCAAGGUCUCGAAACUUCUACCCAAAGGGCUUACAGCCAAAAGAUGGAGAAAGCAGCCGUCGAAAGAGAGUUUUAGCUCAACCGCCAGCAGCGAGGACGCCCCUCGUGGACGAAGCCCACACAGUCGCACGGCACUUUAUCAUGAUGAUCCGUCGGAUCGCCCUCUGACCUCGGAAUCACAGAGCAGUGAUACUAACCUGGAAGAUGGCGGGCUGGAGGAGGACGGAAACGUUACCCCCAUGAUUGAUGAGGAUGACCUUCUUAUCUUGGGAGCACUGGCUAGGAAGCCGCGCCUGGCUUGGCAGCUUCCAACGUCUCUAAUUACGUAUCUCAAACCGCUAUCCCCCUCACGGGCCUCAUGGUCUGGACUACUUGACGUCCUGUCUUUGUCUUCUCGAAGAGAGGUGUAUUUUACUACGGGGUCAUUCCAUCCCGGCCAGAGUUACGACCUCUUUGUUACACCCAAAUCCUCCCAGCAAAUAGGACAUCUUACCACCUCUUCACCAAUCAUCCAAGCCGAGCACGCACCCGUGGUGCACAACGUCGACGAGCUGGCGGACGGCAACAGUGGUAGUUUUCACAGGUCGCAGACCUAUUCUGUAUCUGUUUCCUCGGACAUUCCCAGCGAGCCCAUCCGACAGCUUUCAGCGACCAGAACGGGAUUGCAGCCCCCCGCCAGCAUUGAUUCCAGGCGGUCGAGAUCGCCUGCUGGCAGAUUCAAGGACGUCUUCAAGGGCAAGAAGAGUGCCAACAACUCGUCAACGAGCCUGAAUAGCCAGUCGUCGUCUACCGGCAUAGACCAGACUGACUUCGCCCCCGAGUCUGCGUCCGCAUCUACGUCGAGACCUACCACCAGCUCAGCCCUCGAUACAAAUGACGCCAAGGUGACUUCUCCUGACAGACGCCGAACCAGGCCACAGACGACAGUCGAUACAUCGCGGCCCCCCAGAACACCUCCCUCAGAUUCGCCCGCUCCUGCCAUAGUGAACACACCCCCUACGCCGACGGACCACAGCCACUCGAGGGCUGUAUCCGAGUGCAAGCAUCGGCCCGAGCAAACUAGCCAACAUCACACUACCACCCCUGACGCCAACCCCGAGAACGGCCCUCUACCCACUCCUGGUGGUACCGGCUUCUUCUCGUCCAUGUUCUCAGCGGCUCAGAACGCCACAAACACGUUUAGCAGCACCUUUCCCACCAGCAUCGGCCUUGGGAACAAGCCCAAAACCCCUAUUCCUACCAAGUCUCAGGAAGGCGACGGGGAUACGACAGAGGUAGAGACGGCCACUGGACAUACAGGAGAAGCAACCAUGAGCGAGCCUGCAGUCAAGACGCUCGGCCAAGGCGAUCUUAGUCUAAGUCACCUGGGGUUUCAGGAUACUGGAAGCACGGCUCCUACACCGCAAUUAUCCAAGUUUCCCGACAAUCUUGCGGCAGAUACAAGGUCGCGGUCAGAUUCGGCCCCAGAUGCCCCUCACACUUCACAAUCGCAGUCACAAUCAGGGUUAUCUACGGACGAGCUUGGUGGCCGACCACGGUCUGCCUAUGAAUCUGCCAGCGAUCGCACGCCGCCCACUAGUGUGUUUGAAGGAAAGCCUGGCGCCCGUCGCAGUGGCAGUGUUCGUAGUACUAUCGGUCGUAGAAGGAAGCGUGGCAGCACUGGAGGCACCGCUGGUACCAGUGGUACCGCUACGACCAUAGGUGCUGCCAUUGCAGCCGCCAAUGCCAGUGUCGCCCACCCACAAGCAGCUGGAAGCGUACCGAAGCUUACAGGCUUUGCUGUGGCGAGUAAGAAACGCAAUCGCGACUUUCACACCUUAUUCAAGAGCGUGCCAGAUGACGACUACCUGAUUGAGGAUUAUAGUUGCGCACUGCAGAGGGAGAUUUUGGCACAUGGUAGACUAUAUGUCUCCGAAGGUCACCUGUGUUUCAGUAGCAAUAUUCUUGGCUGGGUGACAACUUUGGUUAUGAGCUUCGAUGAGAUAGUAUCCGUCGAGAAAAGGAGCACCGCCCUGCUCUUCAAGAACGGUCUUAUGAUCUCAACACUUCACGCCAAGCAUGUUUUUGCGAGCUUCACGAGCCGGGACUCGACAUACGAUUUGAUCGUCAACAUUUGGAAGCUCGGCCACCCCACUCUGCGCAGUUCUCUAAACGGUGUGGUCCUUGAGGAAACUGGUGGAGACAAGACGGAGAAGGUCACUGAUCUUGAUCCGCCAGCUGAUCAUAGUGGCUCGGGCUCCGAAAUUGGCGAAGAGAUCGACAGCGAAGACGGCUCAGAAGACGUCUACGAUGAGGAUGAGGAGGGAGACGGUUCUCUCGAGGACACCACUGCCAUCGAAGGCAGUCCUACCGACACGGAAAUUGAGAAGACAGCCGCACGCAAGGCUUCCGGGGCGCUGACUGCCAACGGCACUUUAGAUAAGCCUUUGACAGGUGCGCCUGCUCCUGCUGGUGGUAUAGAUUUCCCCGGUCCUGCGACGCACGCCCCAACUGACUGCGGUGACGUGACAUUGCACUACGAAAGACCUUUGGGCGAUGAAAUCAUUCCUGCGCCUUUAGGAAAAGUUUACAACUAUAUAUUUGGGCCUGCCUCAGUUAAAUUCAUGGCUAACUGGCUUUCCAACGAGCAAAAAUGCCUGGACCUCCAAAUGGAAGACAAGAUUGGAUUGACACAGGAUAACAAGUCGCGAAACUACACAUACAUCAAGCCACUAAACGCUGCGAUAGGGCCAAGGCAGACUAAGUGCGUAGUCACUGAGACCCUUGAGGGCUUUGACCUCGAAAAAGCUGUCAACGUGUUGGUGGCCACGCAAACCCCCGAUGUACCAAGCGGCAAUGUUUUUAGCGUCAAAACAAAAUACUGUCUGUCAUGGGCUGAAGGAAACGCAACUCGUGUGCAAGUCAACUGCACCAUCGAGUGGACUGGCAAGAGCUGGAUCAAAGGUCCUAUCGAAAAAGGUGCCAACGAUGGGCAAAUACAAUACUGCAAGGAUCUAUUCGCUAGUCUGAAAGCGGCCAUAUCUUCUCGACCAGCGGUGGCUAAUGGCGCGGCACAAAAGGGCAAGAAAAGGAAAGGCAAGAAGCUCCAAGACGGUCCAAGGGAUCUAGUCCAUACAACAGUGCCACCAAUAGCCAAGAAGACAGAGGACUGGGGACUACUGCAGCCACUGCAUGGCAUACUGGCUCCAGUGGUGGACAUCAUGAAACCCAUCCUUACUGGCAACGUCGUCUAUGGUUUGUUGGUAGGGCUUUUGGUGGCUUCAUGGUUCGGUUUCGGUUUUAAUCCACGACAGAAUGGCGGAGGGUAUGGAUCAGGUAUUGGCUUCCCCGGCCAUUCAGACCGGCUGAUCGCAUAUGAAGAGGUGUGGCGCCGCGAAGAGAGUGAUUUGUGGGACUGGCUCGAAGAAAGAGUUGGUCUACACCGCAUGCACGACGGCGCUAUACCCAUCAGAAAACGUGUUUCGGAUCCUCGCGCGGUUGAGGAAAGGCUUCGCGAAGAAAAGAUGUCGAACCGGGAAGUCGAGGAGGCAAUACGAGUGACUGAGGAGAAACUACAGUUACUAAGAGAGGUUCAUCACAAAAAGAACCCCAAGAUCGUGGGCCAAGACAAAAGGACCAGGCCUACAACAAGACCUGAAUCAGACAGGUAG